Molecule: messenger RNA, 2292 nt
Organism: Pseudomassariella vexata
Lineage: Eukaryota; Fungi; Ascomycota; Sordariomycetes; Amphisphaeriales; Pseudomassariaceae
Exons: 2
Coding region: 1-2292 (763 amino acids)
Biological process (GO): regulation of DNA-templated transcription
Molecular function (GO): DNA-binding transcription factor activity, RNA polymerase II-specific; zinc ion binding
Source: RefSeq, a predicted model, not a curated record
AUGGGGCGCAAACCGAAUCCUCUGAUCGCACUCUACUUCGAGCGGGGCCCCAAGCUCAGCGACAACAGCAACAGAUAUCCCCACCGUUGCAAGGCCUGUGGCGAAGACUUUCCGAAGGGCCGUAUUGACAGCCUGACCGGCCAUCUUACCAGAAAAUGCCCUGCCAUUACCGAAGCCGAGAGAGUUGAAGCAUGCCUCACUCUCAACGGCAUUAGUGCUAGCGGAUCGCAUGCUCCCAAGGCACAGGCCCAGAACAAUGGGGCAAUUGCUGGGGGUGUUCCUCAUGUCGAGGACAAUUGGACUGCCCUCGAGACUCUUGCGGAGGUGUCGCGUCAGAUCGAAGCCAGUGAGAAGCACGACGACCAUGCCCCCAAUGCUCAAAACCCCAACUUCGAAUCUUCCCAGGUCAUGUUUACGGAUAGCCUCCCGGCGCACAUCGAUUCGAACCACUUCGAGCUCCAAGAGCUAGCUACCCUAGAAAACCCUCCCUCGAGCUACGAAAACCGGUCGCAACGAGAGACGCGAGGCUCUGAGCACGCUCACCGCGAGCUCACUACGGAGGAGAAGUUACAUAGUCUUCUGGCGCAGGUUGACGGAGCUCCUACAGAGUCCAACCUGGGCUCUGUUGCUGCUGCUGCGACCGCUCGACUGAACCCAUCGUUCCUCGAUCCUCAACUGCAAGCUUUCACCGAAGAGCCAACAUCGCAGUCCGUGGACGCCGCCACCACUACUUCCGAGAUGAUGGCCGACUACACAUCACAGGUGACAGCCUCUCCUCCUGUCUUGGCCCCUCCCGCUAUGGUUCCCCCUGUCUUGGCUCCUCCUGCCAUGGCGCAUCCUGUCACAGCUCCUCACACCGCAAGCCCCCAUGAAUCAAAUUCUCAUAUUGCAGGCUCUUCUUUCGUUGGCCCGCCUGUCACAGAGGCUCCAGCUGCUGGUCCCAACCAUAUCUCGGCUUGGAGCGAGAUGACGUACAUUCCAGACGCAGUACAGGCGCCGGCCACUGUAAGCGAUCAGAGCCAGAACAUGGCGCUCACUUUGAACAAAGGCGGGUUUCGCAUGGACACUAGCAGUCACACCGGAGCUCGCACUCGGCAUACCCGAGCGCGCUUCGACGCAGCGAGACGACGGGAAGUCCAGGAGGUUCGUCGCAUUGGAGCCUGCAUUCGGUGUCGCAUCUUGCGAAAAAAUUGCUCCAAGGGAACCCCGUGCGACACGUGCCGUAAGGUUUUAUCCCCUCGAGUCUGGCGCACAGGUUGCGUUCGUACCAAGUUGGCUGAGCAACUGGAACUCUACACGGCUGGCGUUCAAGUCGUCAUUUCUCAAAAGCGGGUCAACAAGCUGAAGGCCUGCCAUAAGCUCACCAACAAUGGUGUCGUGGUUGAAGCUUCUUUCCAUGAGACAGGACAGAAGAUGGUUCUCCAAGUUGCACAGGGCCAGCCACUGGAAGUCACUCAAGAUGUCAACGAGGAUUCCUCCGCACCUCCCACCGAUAUCUUGAUGAUUGACAACGAUAAGGAAGACGUCCCAGCCAAGGUCGAGAACUACAUGCGACAUGUAGUACCUGAGCUCAUUCGCCGAGAGCCUUCUAACCAUGUGCGUGUCAUGCUUGAGUGCGCGUCCCAUGUGGCGCAAGAGACCGAUGACGAGUUGCUAAAGCGAUCUCUUGACCUCUGGGGCCUUGUUGAGAUGAUGCAUCGCGAACGUCACUGGUCUUUCUUGAAGAAGAUGAGCGACAGAGAUAGCGAAGGUGUUCUGAUCAAGGAGGCACCCGGUGAACAUGACAGUUUCACCAAUCUCUCCACCCAGCUUACUGCGGCGGCUGAGCGUAAAGCAGCAGCGACUAGCAAGAGCCUGCUUAACGGUAUUCAGCGACACCUUCAAGAUGGCAAGACCAAACUCGGCUUUGCGAUGUUCCUUACUACGUUGGUUUUGAUGAAUUCUGUCGAGAAAACAACUUGGACCUUCAAAGCUUGGGAAGGAGAAGGACUGCAAGCUUUGUGGCCUCUGGAGAAGCAGCCAAGCGACUACUACAACCAGGGCUAUGCGCUCUGUGAACUGUUGCGAAUGCUGCUGUCUAUCCGUCAUGUCCUACCCAGAGUGGUCGAGCCAGACCCCGACCAUGCCAUGGUGGCGGAAGAAGAGAAUGAGAUCAUUCGUCAGUUCUACCAGAAUCUCAAUGUGUCCACGAACUUCCUGCGAAGUCGUCAUGAGAAUUACACUUUUGACCAAACCGACUCAAGAUCACUGGAGUUUCUGUACUGUUCCCAUCUUCUUAUGCCUAUGCAGUGA